This is a messenger RNA of Procambarus clarkii (red swamp crayfish), 4214 nucleotides long. RefSeq lists its product as uncharacterized. The record is from RefSeq and is a predicted model, not a curated record. NCBI's taxonomy places the organism in Eukaryota, Metazoa, Arthropoda, Malacostraca, Decapoda, Cambaridae.
AGGUGGCGAGGUUCGUCAACUGUGGCUGGAACACGACACUUGUUGUGGUCCCUCGCCACUCGCUCUGUGUACACUCUACACUCUCCUUAUAACUCGAUAAUGUUUUGAAUUAAUAAUUUUAUCCAAUGCGCAAGGUUGAUUUAGCCGUGUUUUUUACUGCAGGGCGUCAGGAAACGUCAUAUUAAUGUAUAUGGCAUUAUAUUCAUCUGUUCAUUUGGAGUAAAUGACUUUCAGUGUUGUUCAUAUGAUCAAGGCAGCCAUGGAGCAGCAGCACAAAGAAAAACGGAGAGGAAGUAAUAUGUGUCUUGUGUGUGGUCGGCAGGGAGGUAACAAUAUUGUUGUUACCAGUGUCCAUAGCUUUGUGUCUGCAUCAGGAACUCCUCUGGCUGACUUUCUUGUUAAGGUUGUGGGUGAAGACCCAUGCUACUCAGUCAGUGAGGUCAUUUGCCAGCAGUGCUUUGUCCUUCUUGACCGCCUAGAUGCAUAUCAAGCUCGUGCUGCGGAAAUCCAUACACAUGUCACUUCCAGAUAUCGGGACACUAAGCUGGAGUUGUUGGGGCAACGGCAGAGAAUGAGUGAGCUAAUAGCAUCUUCUCUGUCCAAUGUACAGGAGCUUCGACAUGGAACUACCCUAAAUGUGAGUGAUGAACUGACUAUCACAGUUGUUCAUGAAGCGUUACCAAGAAAAAGACGAAAAUUCUACAGAUUAGAAAAUGGUCCAACAACCAAAUUGGCAGCUAAUAUUUAUGGUGCAAAUAGUAUAUACAGUACAAGAAAUGAUGCUACGAACCAAUUUAUUUCUAAAAAAUUAAAAAGAAAGAGAGUGCCUGAACUUAGUAGUGAUAUGUAUUUUUCAACAGACAAGAAAAAAAAGUUAUUAGAAAGUGGCAAUGUGUCUGUAAGUAACAAUAACAAUAUUACAUAUGCAAAUUGUGUCAAAAGUUGGGUGACGUCUGAAGGGACUGCUCAGUGCGGAGUAGAACGGCCAGCAAAGAAAAAAUCUCUACACUUGUCGGCAGAUGUGAGAAACAGUGGUACUGAGGAUGAGCUCAGUGAUGACACUAACCAUGGCAACCCUGGGCUAAAGAUAGCAGAUGAGGAUGAGGGAGAAGAUGGGGAUGAAGAUGACGACGACGAGGAUGAGGACGAUGAUGAUGGUGAAGAUGAUGAUGAUCAGGAGGAGGAGUUAGAAAAUGGGGAGGAACACUCAGAGGUUGCGGAAAACAAUGAAGAGGAGGGGGAAAAGGAGGAAGAGGAAGAGUCGAGUAACGACGAUACAAGUAGCGAGAGUGACGAGGAUGACGGCUCGGCCUCGGAGCAAGAUGAAGAUGCCAAGAGUGAAGCACAGUCAUGGUCAGGUAUGGAACAAGAGCAAGAAAAUGACAAUGAUGACAAUGAAGAUGAGGAAGAUGAGGGAGAGGAGAUUGCAUCAGCAGAUGAAAAAUGUGAUCGUCCUCCUCAAAGGCCAGAGUCAUCAUUGAGCAAAACCUCUAAAGCAGAGGCUGUACUAGAAAACUCCAAAUCUAAGAUAACGCCACAACAGCAGUUGCAGGCUCCGAGCAAGCUCACUCCCAAGGCCGAGUCAAAUGGACAAAUCCCACUCCAAGCUGGUGGAGAAUGUGUGUCACCUCAAGUAGCUGAGGCGAUGCUGAUGCAGAGCCCCCUGGCUACCUCCCUGCUUCAGUCCUUCCUCGCUACUUCACUUUGGUUUGGCUCACCUGAAACAUCAAAGAAGAAAAAAACAGGUGUUCAAUCUAAGCCAAAACACACACACCAGGUUCCUGAUGAUGUGACGAGUGAAACGCUUGCAGUGACUGCGGGCUCAACAAAAGAUAAAAAGAAGCGUCAGGAGUUGAAAAAUACUGGCCAGAGCUACAUAAAUACUAAAGGAAAACUUGUUGAUGCCAAACGAGUGUGGCCACAAGACUGCAGCAGGUGUCCCCUUAAAUGCAAUGCCCGCAUCAGUGAAGAUGACCGUCAAAAGAUCUUUGCUGAAUAUUGGGGCUUGGCCGACUACAACCUUCAGAGGGAGUACUUAGCAGCACACAUGCAGCGUGAGGAGAAACUGGGGCCCAGUGGCCUACUCCGCACUGUCAUUCUGUAUUUCCUUACAUGUGGUAACACCAGCAAGCUGCAGGUAUGCCGCCAAUUUUUCCUCAAGACCUUAGAUGUGUCUGAAAAAGCAUCAAGAAUUGUCUUAGAAAAGAUGGUACGUGGAGAGUUAGGAAGCGAGGGGGGUGCCGUCUCUCCACCACCAGGUAAUGCUCGGCCUCACUCUUCACAAGAAGACCAACUCUCCAGUAAACAUGAAGAUGAAGCAAAUAUGAGCAAUGAAGAUGAUGAAAUAAAGAGCGAGGGCUCAUCGUGAACUUUAAUUGUAGCUUGUUUUGUUACUGUAUCUGGGGUAUUUUUAUUUUUGUCACAUUAGUUACUUGAUAGCGUGCUGUCUAUACCUAGCCUGAGCCUAUUAUAGGGGGACUUCAUAAUAGACAAUUUAUAUGAACUUAACUGUAUUAGAAUCUAGUAUUCAUAAUCAUGGUGAAGGGGAAAAAAAAUUGUACCGAAAGUAUGUUGAUGUCUGACUUGAUGGUUUGGUUUUCUUUCGGGCGGCUUUCAGUUUUUUAACUUGAGUACCCAGCUGGAGGCCAAGCUGGAGGCCAAGCUGGAGGCCAAGCUGGAGGCCAAGCUGGAGGCCAAGCUGGAGGCCAGGCUUUACUAGUAACUACAUGGUCAGCCAGGAUAUUUGCAUACAAGGCAAUAUUAUACAAAUUUUUGUAUGUUUAGAGUGUAAAAUGGGGAAAAAAAAGGUUUGGAGCCUGAGGGUAGUGUGCCUAGUUAAAUGUGGGAACUUGUAUCAGUAAUUGACAUGCCAAAGUCUGCAUUCCUCAAAUUCAAGAAGAAAUAUAUGUAUUAGUUUUUCCUUAUUUUAUAGGGAAUUAUUUCAGGCUAAAUAAAUAAGGAUUGACUUCAAGGUUGAAGGCGUACAGGUAUUUUUGUAUGUACUGUAUGUAUGCACAUAUAAAAACACAUUCAUGCAUGCUUACUCAUAUUUAUGCAUGUAUGCUCACCAAAUUGUACAUACACACACACAUCCACUGAAAAUUUUUGUUUAAUUUUUUAUGAUAAAACAAAGAUGGAAGACAUUGAACAUAGCGCUAUACUCCUGUAACCAUAAAUACUACACAACUUCAAAGUGGCAGCCACACUGACUCAGAUACCCACACCUACUUAAAGCAACUAAAUGUUACUUUUUUUUAUUCUUUUUUCUUUUUUAGUAAAGGUAUUAACUAGAGAAGACAUGAUCAGGCUAUGCAAGAUAUUAAGAAGUUGAGAAAAGAUAUGCACAGCCUGUCUCAAAGGGACAGUUUCUCAUUGCCAUACAAAAGAAAUUUAGACAAGCCAUUUCUCAGUGCAACUCAAAACAGUUGACUAACUCCUAGGUACUUGCGUACUUUUGGGUAAACAAAGGAAUCGGGUUUAGAGAAACGUGCACAAAUAUCUCCCUCUACCUGGGUAUGAAACAAGUGGAACAAACAAGAAGACAGAAGUGCUAAAGGCUAAUAUUCAUCCAUAAGUUUAAAAGUAAUAUGAUAAAAAAUUAGAAGGCCAUGUGUAGUUGCACCAGACUAUUGAUAGCCAAGUGAUGGUGUCCACAAGCUGAAUGUAUUCACACACAUACUGUAGUUGCUGUAAUAAUUAAUGUGUAUACACACACAUGUACUGUACUUAAAAGCACACACACAUAUGCGUGCAUUAUACGACAAAGUGUACUGGGACACCACGAGUGUAGUUCUCAUCCUGCAACUACACUUAGGUAAUUACACACACAUACACAGGCACACACACACACACACAUACACAUACAGGCAUGCGUGCUGACAGAUACUUUAAUAUACAGUACUUGCUUAUAUUCACACACAUGCAUAUAUAUAUUUAUAUAUAUUUAAAUAUUUAUAAAUUUUUUGUAUUUAUUGUUAAGCUCUACCGUUUUACAUAAAACUUAAGAUGUAAUGGCAAAUUUAAUACUGCAAGAAAUAGCAAUUAUUAUUCAGUCAAUUUUAUGCCAUAUGGUUGUGAUAUCUGAUACUUGGGCAGAAAGUCAAGAUUUAUUUACUAGUUCAUCAGAACCAUGUAUUACUGUAUUUAAGAGUGUGGCACUUUACAAUUUUAAAAUAUAUUCACCACAAAUCCCAAUAUACAUUUUUCUCACACAA